CUAAACAAAAGCUGUAUGUCUUCUUUCCGUUAGAUGCCCGGUGGUGCGACAGUGAAAGACGUUUGUCCUCACGAAUUCAUCAAGGCUUUGUCGGCCCAUUUGAAGAAGGGUGGAAAGCUGAAGGUUCCUGAAUGGGUGGACUUGGUAAAAACAGCGAAAAGGAAAGAACUUGCCCCAUAUGAUCCUGACUGGUAUUACAUCAGGGCAGCUUCAAUCCUCCGUCAUGUGUACCUGCGCAGUGGUAUCGGUGUUGGUCACCUCACUCGUGUCUAUGGAGGACGUAAGCGACGUGGUGUCAGGCCAAGUCAUUUUGAGCGCGGCUCUUCAUCCAUUGCUCGCAAUAUUUUGAAAGGCUUGGAACAGCUUAAAAUGGUUGAAAAGGACAACACUGGUGGCCGAGCAAUCACAAGUCAAGGUCAGCGGGAUUUGGACCGAAUUGCUUGCCAGGUCUUGUCAAGUUCCUAAACCGAAACCAACAUGUAAAAUUUCAACAAAAAUAAAGAGAUCUGUUUCACAGUGA
Molecule: messenger RNA, 520 nt
Organism: Stylophora pistillata
Lineage: Eukaryota; Metazoa; Cnidaria; Anthozoa; Scleractinia; Pocilloporidae
Product: small ribosomal subunit protein eS19
Biological process (GO): ribosomal small subunit assembly; translation
Cellular component (GO): ribosome; cytosolic small ribosomal subunit
Molecular function (GO): RNA binding; structural constituent of ribosome
Source: RefSeq, a predicted model, not a curated record